Molecule: messenger RNA, 351 nt
Organism: Metarhizium album ARSEF 1941
Lineage: Eukaryota; Fungi; Ascomycota; Sordariomycetes; Hypocreales; Clavicipitaceae
Exons: 1
Coding region: 1-351 (116 amino acids)
Source: RefSeq, a predicted model, not a curated record
AUGGGAAUCAUGUGGGAGCCUGGGCGCGACCUUGAGGGGACGGAUCCCGACGAGUACUGCGACAGCCGGCUCUUGGAAGCGUGCGACAUUGGCCGAGAGAGAUUGCUGCGGCGCGAAGGCGUCGAUGUUGAGGUUGCCAAUGGCGGCAAGGAGGCAUGGUUUGCAUUCGCUGAAGGGGACGAGCCUUGUGGCUGGGAGACUGGGGAGGAUGAGGCAUUCGUCAUGGUGGCGGUCGCGGUCAUUCCCCGCAGGGUAGCACAGGGAGGCCAGGUGACAAUAGCCAAGAACGAGGGGAGCAGGAGCCCGGAGGAUACGACGGCCGAGACGAUGGUUUCCAGAAAGGUUGAGUGA